This is a messenger RNA of Phalaenopsis equestris, 1236 nucleotides long. RefSeq names its product probable WRKY transcription factor 71. The record is from RefSeq and is a predicted model, not a curated record. Gene Ontology annotation, biological process: regulation of DNA-templated transcription. NCBI's taxonomy places the organism in Eukaryota, Viridiplantae, Streptophyta, Magnoliopsida, Asparagales, Orchidaceae. The transcript has 3 exons. Gene Ontology annotation, molecular function: DNA-binding transcription factor activity; sequence-specific DNA binding. Bases 16 to 1236 code for a protein of 406 amino acids.
CCACCGAAAUGCCGUAUGAAAGCGCCGACCGGCAGCAUCCUUGCGAGACAAGCGCCCGCGGCCGCAUUUAUUGCACUCCUCCCGGUGGACCCGUACCAUCGUCACCGCAUAUUGCCGGUCGCACACUCCACCUUAAAAACUAUAGAAGAAACCUCACUCUCCCUUGCUUCUAAAAUUCUCUGCGUCUCUUUUCUGAAGCUAGAACAGCUGAAAAACCCUACAAGACGAGGGCAGAAAUCGAAGGCGAUUUAUGAGAAAGGAGUGAUGAUGACGGAUAAGAGAGAAGAUAAGCUGGAGUUUAUGGCGGGAGCGAUUUCUCCCUUCUCCGUCGACGCGAUUGAGCCCGCUUUCCCUCACAUCGGUGGGGGUUUCUUCGAACUCGCCGGCCAAAUGGACUCCGGCGACUGCGGAUCGUUCGGCUUCGUCGACCUUCUUGAACUGCACGAUCUCCCCCAAUCUCUGCUCGACACCGAGCCAUAUACUCCUCCGGCCUCCUCAGCUUCUGCCGCCGCUGCGCCGCCGGAGUCAUCAGAGACCCAAAACUUCCCAGCGACACCGAACUCAUCUUCAAUCUCCUCUUCUUCGUCGGAGGCCGACGCCGAUCCAACGCUGCCGGCGUGCAAUCCUACGGAGGCUGAAGAAGACGCCGCUGAGCUCGAGCAGGCGAAGAUGGGGUCGGAGUCGAAGGGAAGGAAGAAGAAAGGGCAAAAGCGGAAGAGGGAGCCACGAUUCGCUUUUCUGACACAGAGCGAGGUGGAUCAUCUUGAAGACGGUUAUCGCUGGCGCAAGUACGGCCAGAAGGCUGUAAAGAAUAGCCCCUUUCCCAGGAGCUAUUACCGCUGCACGAGCGCUCUCUGCGGGGUGAAGAAGAGAGUGGAACGUUCAUCCAACGAUCCGACGGUGGUGGUGACCACAUACGAGGGACAGCACACUCACCCGAGCCCAAUAAUUUCACGUGGCACUCAUCAUUUUCCAGCCUCGUCGCCGGAGCUGGUCGAUCUCCACCGCUUCCAGCUACAGAGCUCGUACCUUCUUUCAUCACAGCCGUUGAAUCUCCGUCCCGUGAUCACUGGCGCCCCUGCGCCGCUUGCGCCGCCGCAACGGCCGAUUUCUGUAGCUGGGUUCGGUGAGCGGAGUUACUGUGAUGCGGCUAUUGGGAUCGGAUUACGCGAUCACGGGCUUUUACAAGAUUUAAUCCCAUCAGAGGUGAUGAUGAAAAGGGAGCUUCUACAUUGA